Messenger RNA from Ahaetulla prasina, 1771 nucleotides. RefSeq names its product chromosome 17 C1orf56 homolog (gene C17H1orf56). The coding region runs from base 235 to 1077 and encodes 280 amino acids. Gene Ontology annotation, biological process: regulation of cell population proliferation. The record is from RefSeq and is a predicted model, not a curated record. NCBI's taxonomy places the organism in Eukaryota, Metazoa, Chordata, Lepidosauria, Squamata, Colubridae. The transcript is spliced from 2 exons.
GAACAAUAACCAGGUUAUUGCCCUUCCCCCAGGUUAUUGGGGGCUGGGGGUCGACCGCAGCCCCGGGGGACCGAUGGGGAGGUGGCGGCGAGCGGAGGGCCGGGCCGGGCCGGUGGGGAGCCCGCAACGGCUCCUGCCCCGAGCUCAAGCCAGGGGAGAGAGGGGGCAGGGGCCUGGGAAGGAGCCCCCAGCCCAGCCCUUGGCGCUGCCCUGCCCGGAUGCCCGGAUGCCCGGAUGCCCGGAUGCCCGUCCAGGCAGCGGACGAGGCCGAGGAGUGGGCGUGGGUCUGGGCGCCCCCCGCGUUCCAGCCGCUCCUUUGUCCGGCCGGCCGGUUGCCUAGCGAAGAUCCGAGCGGCCGAGGCGGCGAGGACGGAGGGUCCCCGGACCCCCAUGGCCCCCGGGCGGGCGCUGGCGCUGGCGGCGCUGCUGGGCUGCUGGCUGCGGGCGGCCGGGCUGGUGGUGCACGAGGUGGGCGACGAGGACGAGGGCGAGGCGCUGGUCUCGGCGCCCCCCGAGCUGCUGGAGAAGCUGCCCGCCGCCGCCAAGGCCACGGUGGCCGCGGGCUACAUCAACCCGUCCGAGGCGGAGGCGGCGGGCACCAAGGAGAUGCCGCUGGUGGCCGCCACCCCGCCGGGGACCCCCGCGGCCGGCUCCCCGCCCCACGGGACGGCGCUGAUCGUGGGCGACACGCGCUUCGCCUGGCAGGAGUGGAGCGCCUGGCACUGCAACUGCGAGGCCGGCAGCAUGUCCCGCGUCCGCGACAUCACCUACGCCAGGCCGGCCGCGCGCCUGGAUCCCGCGCAGUACGACCUGCUGCGCUUCCAGCGCCUGGUCUGCAGCUACGCCCUCUGCGCCUGCAGCCGGCGCAAGCGGCAGUGCGACCUGCUGACCCCCGUCUGCCACCUGGGCCAGAUGCACCUGUGCGCCUUGCGCGACAUCCAAUGGGACCAGGAUGAGAAACGGCGGCGCUUCUGGGCGAAGGUGAACAGCGGGCUGAAGGCGCUCUGGCGCAGCCUGAAGGAGGCCUUCCCCAGGGACAAGAAGUCGAAAACAAUUCAAGUGAAGAGCAGCCACUGACCACGGGUUCAAAAGACGCCGGAGCGGAGCAGCGGCAACACCAAGUCAACACCAUUCACAAAAAAACCCCUGCCCGAAUUCCCCCCCCUCAGAAAGCGAAUGAGUUUAUUUUCAAGAGAUCGAAAGGACCCUUGGUUUGGGCAAAGCAGCUGCUUUUUUAGCAAGUAGCAUUUCCCUCUCUUCCGCCCCAAGUGACCCUCAAAAAAAAAAAAAAAAGGAUUUUUAGCUUUAUCAGGCAAGAAUUUUCCAAAGAGGGCCCUCCCCACUCCCUUGUGCUAUAAAGACUUAAUAAAAUACUGAUUCCUACAGCCAGUUUGCUUCUAUUGGACCAAAGAGGCGUUUUGAGACCAUUGGACUACACUUCCCAUCCUCCUUGCCUGCAUGGCCAUCAUACGUUCUCCUCCAGUCCCUGAAAAUGCCCCCCCCCCACUUUUUUUUUGCUUCAAAGGAAUAACCUGCUAUUCUUUGUGUUAUUUCUCAUUCCAGCAUCAGAAAUGUGACUUUUAAAAUAUACAUCUAUCUAUCUAUAUAUUCUAUGUAUUCACCCUGAAGCCUUUUCUUUUUUUGUCUGGUGUUCAUUUCCUUCAGUUGCAAAUUUCAUUUAUUACAUUACAGCCAGUGAACAGCAGCUCGUGUUCGGUCCUAAAUCUGCUGGUUCUUUUCAAAAGUAGCUCCCGUCCCUGAAUACAUUCUA